AUGGCUCGCCCCAAACUUCGUGCCCCGCGGCACCCGGCGGCCCCAGGGGGCGAUGCGGGCGUCCCCGUAGCGCGCACUCCGGGCGGGGAGGGCGAGCCCCACGGCCCGCACCGCGACGCCCGCCUGGGCAGCGCCGAUAAGGAGCCGCAGGCAGGAGCGGCCGCCGCGGACAGCGCCCCGACAGCGCCGCCGGAGCCGCGGGCCGAGGUUAUGGAUGAAGCCGGUGGUCCCCGCCAUCUGCUGCCGAAGCCCUGCAGCGUGCUGGUGCUGCUGAACCCGUAUGGCGGCAAGGGCAAGGGCCUGCAGCUCUUCCGGAGCCUCGUGCAGCCCCAGCUGGCCCAGGCGGACAUCUCCUUCCGGCUCAUGCUCACUGAGCGGCGGAAACACGCGCAGGAGCUGAUGCGGACGGAGGAGCUGGGACCCUGGGACGCGCUGGUGGUCAUGUCUGGAGACGGGCUCAUGCACGAGGUGGUGAACGGGCUCAUGGAGCGGCCCGACUGGGUGACCGCCAUCCGGAAGCCCCUGUGUAGCCUCCCGUCCGGUUCCGGCAACGCACUGGCAGCUUCUCUGAACCACUAUGCGGGCUACGAGCAGGUGGCCAACGAAGCGCUCCUGAACAACUGCACGCUGAUGCUGUGUCGCCGGCGGCUGGCGCCCGCCAGCCUGCUGUCACUGCAGAUGGGGUCGGGGCAGCGGAUCUUCUCGGUGCUCAGCCUGGCCUGGGGCUUCAUCGCGGACGUGGACAUCGAAAGCGAGAAGUUCCGGCGCCUGGGGAAGAUGCGCUUCACGAUGGGCACCCUCCUGCGCCUGGCAGCCCUGCGCGUCUACCACGGCCAGCUGGCCUACCUGCCCGCGGAGCGGGUGGCCUCCACCGUGCCGUCCUCCCCGGAGCUGGCCCGGGGGGCCCAGCAGGGCUUUGUGGACACCCACCUCGUGCCCCUGGAGCAGCCGGUGCCCGCUCACUGGACGGUGGUGCCCGAGCAGGACUUCGUGCUGGUGCUGGUGAUGAUGCACUCGCACCUGGGCAGCGAGAUGUUCGUCGCCCCCAUGGACCUCCCGGCGGCCGGCGCCAUGCACCUGUUCUACGUGCGGGCCGGCGCGUCGCGGGCCAUGAUGCUGCGCCUCUUCCUGGCCAUGGAGAAGGGCAGGCACAUGGAGUUCGACUGCCCCUACCUGGUGUACGUGCCCGUGGUGGCCUUCCGCCUGCAGCCCAAGGGCGGGAAGGGGAUGUUCACUGUGGACGGCGAGCUGAUGGUCAGCGAGGCUGUGCAGGGCCAGGUGCACCCCAACUACUUAUGGAUGGUCAGCGAGUCUUCCUCCCCGCCGGAGCCGCAGCCGCGGCCACCCCGCCAGCAGCCACCGCAGACGCCUCCUCCAUAA
This is a messenger RNA of Pipistrellus nathusii (Nathusius's pipistrelle), 1380 nucleotides long. The record is from the annotation of a GenBank genome assembly. NCBI's taxonomy places the organism in Eukaryota, Metazoa, Chordata, Mammalia, Chiroptera, Vespertilionidae.